This is a messenger RNA of Caenorhabditis briggsae, 783 nucleotides long. It is a transcript of the gene Cbr-col-56, whose product is annotated as Protein CBR-COL-56. The coding region runs from base 1 to 783 and encodes 260 amino acids. The transcript has 4 exons. The record is from RefSeq and is a predicted model, not a curated record. NCBI's taxonomy places the organism in Eukaryota, Metazoa, Nematoda, Chromadorea, Rhabditida, Rhabditidae.
AUGCAAACACUGAUGAUUUCUAUGAGCUCCCGAGAAAAACGGAAAAGUCCAAAAAAGUUCCGACGACAUAGUGAAAUGGAGUAUCUCGCACCAUUUCCAUCCCCUUAUGCAGCUCAUCCAUCUAUAAAACCUCCUGAAUGCCCUUCAGGUCCUCCUGGCUUACCAGGAAGACCAGGUAUGGAUGGAGAGCCUGGGAUAGAUGGUCUACAUGGCAAAGAUUUUAAUUAUAUGAAAUUGUUAACUCAAAACUGUAUUCUGUGUCCAGUUGGUCCACCAGGUGAACCAGGAAUGGAGGGAUCGGAAGGAAUUCGAGGACCACCUGGACUAGUGGGAUUACCUGGAGAAAAUGGGGAAUCUGGAAUGAUGGGAUUAGUGGGUGAUGCUGGUAGAAAUGGUUCUCCAGGAGAGCAGGGUGAUGAUGGGAUAACAGGAGAGCCCGGUCUUAUUGUCAUGAAAAUGAUGAACACUAAAGGGCCGAAAGGGCCAAUCGGUCCUCCUGGUCUAACAGGGCAACCUGGAAUGCCUGGUCGGAUAGUUACAGCACCACCUGGUUCUAUUGGCAUCAGAGGAAAACCUGGUAAAAAUGGACCAAAUGGAUACCAAGGAAUGAUCGGAAGGAUUGGAACACAGGGAGAACCAGGUCUCGAUGCAUCAUAUUGUCCUUGCCCGAAUCGAUCUUUCGAGAUGCAGAAAAUGGUUGAUCCUGCUCCGGAUAAGAAAAUUGCAUAUGAUUAUUAUGAGUUUGAUUCAGAAAAAGCAAAACGAAAUAAGAAGUCUAUAUGA